Messenger RNA from Sclerotinia borealis F-4128, 1125 nucleotides. Lineage: Eukaryota; Fungi; Ascomycota; Leotiomycetes; Helotiales; Sclerotiniaceae. The record is from the annotation of a GenBank genome assembly.
AUGAAAUGUCUCCCCCACUCCAAACUCCCCCAGGCACAGGGCAACGUCCUCCACGACUGGCACGCCGAAAUCCUCUGUCUACGCUCCCUCAACCAUUUUCUCCUCCAAGAAGCUCUUUCCCUUCUCUCCACCCCCUCUAUCCCCUCACAAUUUCUACAACACCGCUCCCCGGAUACCAUAACCCCAGCUUCAUUCCAGCCUUUCGAACUAAAGCCACACAUCAAACUAUUCAUGUACUGUUCCGAAGCACCUUGCGGCGAUGCCAGCAUGGAACUCACCAUGGCUGCACAGGAUGAUCCCACACCCUGGGCACUACCCCCUCCCAUAUCAAAUCCAGGAAAAGAAGAAGAUGAAAACACGAAACCCGAAUUGCCAGGCCGAGCCAACUUCCAACUUCUCGGCUACGUGCGCCGCAAGCCCUCUCGUCCCGACGCACCCGCCACCCUCUCCAAAUCCUGUUCCGAUAAGCUAGCUACCACCCAAUACACAUCACUCCUCAGCUCUCUCACCUCCCUUUUCAUCUCCCCUCAAAACAUGUAUUUGGAUUCUCUGAUCCUCCCCGAAACGCAAUAUAGCCAGAGUGGAUUUACGCGAUGUUUUAGCACACGUCUGGCGGAUUUACAGAAUCAGAUUGUUAAAUCGAGCUUGACGAAAACCGGCUACGGAUUCUAUGUAAUAGGUAUCAAAACUACGGCGAGGGAAUUCGUGUAUUCGAGAAGAUAUGUAAACGCCGAGCUCAAGGCCAAAGUACCAGAAUACGUAAGUAGCAAUAUCUCCACGUCCUGGAUUCUCGGGGAUGGGAAGAUAGGCGGGGAAACGCUGGUAAAUGGUGCGUUGCAGGGAAGAAAACAAUUUGACGUCAGAGGAGCGAGUAGAGUUUGUAGGAGGAAGGGAUGGAAAUUGGGGAUUGAAAUUUUGGCUGCGAUGACUGCGAUGGCAAAGAUAGAUCGGGGCCAGGAGAUUGUGGAAAGGAUGAGGAAAUGUUUGGUGGUGGAUAGUUAUAGAGAUUUGAAGGAGAGUGAGAUGUUGGAGGGGAGGAGGACGGUUAAGGAAGAGGUGAGAGAGUGCUUGGGUGGGUGGGUGAGGAAUGAGGGGGAUGAUGGGUUUGGGGUUGAAAUAUCAUAG